AUGGGGUCAUUCAACAAGACAUAUGACCGGUUUCAGGAACAAGUUCUCUCGUUUGAGACGCUUAAACUCGAAAUGAACGAGUUUUUAAGUGAAAUGGAUCAUAAAUUAUCAACAAAACAACAAAUUAUAAACCAACAAGAACAGGACCAUUUACAACAGAUUUCCAGUUUGCGCAAGGUAGACCAGGAUUUGGAGAACCAGCUAAAGUUGUUAGAUUUGAAAGAGCAGGCUAUGAGGCAACGUUUAGAACGAGAGAUGAAGAGUUUGGAACUGUUGAAAUCAAGAAUUGAAAAUCUUAUAAUAGACAAGGCCACUUUGCUUAAAACUAAAGAGCAAUUGGACGACAGUAUACGACACGUGAAUGAGCUUAUAGGGCAAAGCAAGCAGGAAUUGAAUUUGUCCAAUGAGUCGUUGAAGAAGCAAAUGAAGAUCAAUCUGAUUGAAUUGGCCAAAUAUGAAAUCUAUUCAGGAUUGAUUAUUAAUGCAAUUGGUAUCAAUUUGAUUAGUUUUGGUUUUACUUAUAUUGAUCUGGAUGAUUUGGAUCGGGAAUUUACUAUUGAUUUGAAUAUAUCCGGGGAAGACGAGGAAAAGGUAGAAGAGAAGGUGGAGAAAGAGGAGAAAGAGGAGAAGGUGGAGAAAGAGGAGAAAGAGGAGAAGGUGGAGAAAGAGGAGAAAGAGGAGAAGGUGGAGAAAGAGGAGAAAGAGGAGAAGGUGGAGAAAGAGGAGAAAGAGGAGAAGGUGGAGAAAGAGGAGAAAGAGGAGAAGGUGGAAAAGGUGGAAAAGGUGGACCUCGAGCCUGAGCAUGAUCCGGGUGAGGAGCAAGAGCUGGGUGAAAAUGUGAAAGGAUGGACUAAGAUCACAGUAGAGAGAAGUGAUCCUGAGUUGCCCAGUGACUUUCUCGAGAUGGCUCAAAAGGUAUUGAAUGAUGAUGGUGAUUUGGCUAAAUUUUUGAAAGUAAUUAGAAAGAAAUUUGAAGAGUUGGCAGUAUGA
Messenger RNA from Lodderomyces oxycetoniae, 990 nucleotides. RefSeq lists its product as uncharacterized. The record is from RefSeq and is a predicted model, not a curated record. Gene Ontology annotation, biological process: chromosome segregation. The transcript has a single exon. Gene Ontology annotation, cellular component: Ndc80 complex. Lineage: Eukaryota; Fungi; Ascomycota; Pichiomycetes; Serinales; Debaryomycetaceae. The coding region runs from base 1 to 990 and encodes 329 amino acids.